AUGACAUAUUAUCGCGACUAUUCUUCGGUGUCAACAACCAACACCAACUCUUCUCCAUCCCCUCCUUCCCACCAACAACAUCCCACAACCGCUACAAUGACCGCUCCUGUUCAUAUAUCCUCAAAGGAGCAAUUCCAAAGCAUCUUAAACUCCUCCACCUUCGUCGUGGCAGACUUCCACGCACAAUGGUGCGGACCAUGCCACGCGAUCGCCCCUGUCUACGACCAGCUCUCCUCGCAGCUCACGCGUCCCAACCACAUCACCUUCACCAAGAUCGACGUUGAUGAACAGCAGGAUAUCGCCAAGGCCUAUGGCGUUACAGCCAUGCCCACAUUCAUCGUCUUCGAGCGCGGCCGCAUCCUCAACACCAUCCGCGGCGCCGACCCCUCAAAACUAAACCAAGUCAUCCGCAAGCUGGCCACCGAAGCCGGCAAAGCCCCCGCUGCCUCCGGCGAAACCCCCAGCGAAUCCUCCAGCGGCUCCUGGCUCGGCGCCCCCGCCCCCAAGGGCUACCCCGACAUCACGGGCGAGUACGACGUGAAGGGACUGGAGCUCCUGAACCGGGAUAGCAGCUUCGGCGUGGCCCGGACGCUCUUCGAAGGCGGGAAGCCAUCCGCACUGGGGAAUGGGAAGGCCGGCGAGGGCGCAGCGGCGGAUUGGGUGGAGAGUGACACGGACGAGCAGCUGAUGCUGUUCAUCCCGUUCAAGUCUACGCUCAAGGUCCACUCGCUGCAGAUUACGUCUCUGCCUUCGGGCGAGGCGGCGGAGGACCAGGAUGAGGAUGAGAUCCCUCUAAGGCCCAAGACGAUCCGUCUCUACACGAACAACCCGCAUGUGCUGGGAUUUGACGAGGCGGAGGAUAUCACUCCCGUGCAGACAGUGGAGCUCAAAGCGGAGGAUUGGGAUGCGAAGACGGGGACGGCCAAGAUUGACCUGCGGUUUGUCAAGUUCCAGAGUGUCUUCUCGCUGAAUAUCUUCAUUGUGGACAAUGAGGGCGGCAGUGAGAAGACGCGGGUUGAUAGGAUCCGCAUAUUCGGCGAGGCCGGUGAAAAGAGGGAGAUGGGUAAGCUGGAGAAGAUUGGCGAUGAGCAGGGCGAGUAA
This is a messenger RNA of Aspergillus calidoustus, 1101 nucleotides long. Lineage: Eukaryota; Fungi; Ascomycota; Eurotiomycetes; Eurotiales; Aspergillaceae. The record is from the annotation of a GenBank genome assembly.